Didymosphaeria variabile is the source of this 1191-nucleotide messenger RNA. RefSeq names its product 1,4-beta-D-glucan cellobiohydrolase cel6c. NCBI's taxonomy places the organism in Eukaryota, Fungi, Ascomycota, Dothideomycetes, Pleosporales, Didymosphaeriaceae. The coding region runs from base 1 to 1191 and encodes 396 amino acids. The transcript is spliced from 4 exons. Gene Ontology annotation, biological process: cellulose catabolic process. The record is from RefSeq and is a predicted model, not a curated record. Gene Ontology annotation, molecular function: hydrolase activity, hydrolyzing O-glycosyl compounds.
AUGAAGGGUCUCUACUCUGCUGUAUUGGCUUCGGCCAUCGUGGGCGCUUUUGCUGCCCCCAGCCCUGUCGAGCAGGGUCCCGUUACUGCACGUGCUGCUAUGGCUGCUUGUGCUACGCCCGUCACCCUCAGCGGCAACCCCUUCGCGUCUCGCUCCAUCUAUGCCAACAAAGAGUACUCCAAGGAGGUCAUUGCUGCCGCUGCCUCUAUGACCGACAGCGCUAUGGCUGCCCAAGCCUCCAAGGUCGCUCAGGUCGGAACUUUCCUGUGGAUCGACACUCGUGCCCGCAUCUCAGUCAUCGAGGACAACCUCAAAGACGUUCCUUGCGACCAGCUCGCCGCUUUCGUCAUCUACGACCUUCCCGGCCGUGAUUGCGCAGCCAAGGCCUCCAACGGUGAACUCGCUGCGGGAGACCUUACCACCUACAAGAGCGAGUACAUUGACCCUAUCGUUACCAUCUUCAAGAAGUACCCUAACACCGCCAUCGCCCUUGUCAUCGAGCCCGAUUCGCUCCCCAACCUCGUCACCAAUUCCGACAAGCAGGCUUGCAAAGAUUCUGCCUCUGGCUAUCGUGAUGGUGUCGCCUAUGCUCUCAAACAGCUCAACUUGCCCAACAUCGCCAUGUACAUCGAUGCAGGCCAUGGCGGUUGGCUCGGCUGGAACGACAACCUCAAGCCCGGAGCCAAGGAGCUUGCCGCCGCCUACAAGGCUGCCGGCUCUCCCAAGCAAGUCCGCGGGAUCAGCACCAACGUCGCCGGCUGGAACGCCUGGGACCUCUCUCCUGGAGAGUUCUCCAAGGCCACCGACGCGCAAUGGAACAAGUGUCAGAAUGAGAAGAUCUACGUCGAGACCUUCGGCCCGCUUCUCAAGGACGCCGGCAUGCCCGGACAGGCCAUCAUCGACACGGGCCGCAACGCCGUCACCGGCCUCCGCAAGGAGUGGGGUGACUGGUGCAACGUCAACGGUGCCGGCUUCGGUGUGCGCCCGACUAGCACCACGGGCUCGACCUACGCUGAUGCGUUCGUAUGGGUCAAGCCGGGUGGUGAGUCUGAUGGUACGUCGGAUACGUCUGCGACCCGCUAUGACUCCUACUGUGGCAAGGACGAUGCGUUCAAACCCGCACCUGAGGCUGGUCAAUGGAACCAGGCCUACUUUGAGGCCCUCAUCAAGAACGCUAAGCCUGCUUUCUAA